Molecule: messenger RNA, 2455 nt
Organism: Cuscuta campestris
Lineage: Eukaryota; Viridiplantae; Streptophyta; Magnoliopsida; Solanales; Convolvulaceae
Source: the annotation of a GenBank genome assembly
CGAUGAAUUUUCUUUCUACAUUUCUCUCCCACGUUCAGAAGUAAACUCCGGAUUUCUCUCCCACCGAAUCAACCACGUUCUCUCUUUCCUUGUUGAAAUGGAGAGAUCUUCGAUCUUCAUCCCUACGAUAUCUACCAGAAUCCUCACUGCACUUUUCGUUUCCAUUGAUGAUGGUUCAUCAAUGCAAACAGACCAACCAUUUCCCAAACAGGGAUUUGCUCCACUAUGUCCAGACGAGUCCAAACCUAGGGUCGGUAUGCUUUUUCCAAAUAUAGAAGAUGGAAUUGCGUUCUACAAUAAUUAUGCAGCGUUGGUUGGUUUUGACACACGGAAAAGCACUUCAACGAAGUCACGGGAUGGUGUUAUUGUUUGGCAGUAUGUUGUUUGCAACCGGGAGGGUCGAAAAAAUGUUUCUUCCAUGCCCAGGCCACUAGCACAAGACCGUGAAGAUUCAAACCCUAUUCCCAAAAAAAAGAGGAGAUGCAUCUCAAACCGCAUUGGAUGCAAGGCACGGGUGACAUUGAGACUAUCUGGCAAUGUUGGAUAUUCCAUUGUAUUUUUCGGAGAACACCACAAUCACCCUAUGGUGUCCGCUCCCUGUAGGCCAUUUUUGAAAUUGAAUAGGAAUCUUGACACUGGACACAAGAAAUUUAUGUUGAAUUGUGCAAAGGCUAAUAUUGGUACAAUGAAGUCUUACCGCCUGUUUAAAGAAUCUGUAGGUGGGUAUGACAACGUUGGAGCUACCGCAGUGGAUUUCAAGAACUUUAAGCGAGAUCUUAAAGCUUACAUAGCUGGUGGUGAUGCACAAAUAGUCAUUGACAAGCUUUUCAGGAAGCACGAAACAUGUUCUGCAUUUUUCUUUGAGUAUGAUGUCGACGAAAGUGACCAACUUACAAGGCUAUUCUGGUGUGACCCCGUUGCUAGGAAGAAUUAUUCGUUGUUCGGGGAUGUUGUCUCAUUCGAUGCAACUUACGAGACAAACAGGUAUCCUGGUCAUGGUUGCACAGUAGCAAGACCUUUAUGUUCUUUCAAUGUUUACACCAUUGCUCAAUUGUCUUACACUUUCAUGUUUAAAUCAGAUGUCCUCCAUUUAUGCAGAUACAAUAUGAUUUUCGCUCCAUUCACGGGCGUAGACAAUCACUGUAAGUGCGUUACUUUUGGGGCUGGUUUGCUAACUAGGGAGGAUGACGAGUCAUAUGCAUGGCUAUUUCGUUGUUUCUUAAAUGCUAUGGGAAAUGCCCCGAAGUGCAUCAUCACUGACCAAGAUCCUUCAUUGCGAGGUGCAACCCAAAAGGCAUUUCCCCAAACUUCACACCGGUAUUGUAUGUGGCAUAUAAUGAAAAAAGUUGGUGGUAAAGUGGAUGACGAAUUGGCUAAAGAUUCAGAGUUUCUGACAAAAUUGAAUGCAAUUGUUUGGAGUCAUUAUCUUGAGCCUAUAGAUUUUGAAAAGAAAUGGCAUGAUCUGAUGGCUGCGUAUAAUUUAGACAAUCAUAAAUGGUUUCAAAAACUAUUUGAAAUACGUUUCUCUUGGAUCCCCGCGUACUACAGAGAUCUGUUCAUGGGUGGCUUAUUACGCACCACAUCACGGUCAGAAAGUGAAAACAGCUUCUUUGACGAUUUCACAGGACAGAAUUUUAGUCUUGUAGAACUUCUUAUGCAGUUUGAAAGUGCUAUGGACUCUCAACGGCAUAAAAAUGCUGACUUGAAUGCUGAUGAUGAAGCUUGUUACCCUGAAUUCAAGACUCCGUUGGACAUUGAGCACCACGCAGCAUCUGUUUACACAAUAACAAUUUUCUACGAGGUACAAAUGGAGAUAUCCGCAGCUUGCUUUUCUUGCCGUGUACUUCAUGUCGAUGAACUAGAUGGCCAACAGAUCCCCGACAUGUACAUUACGAGCAGGUGGUGUAAAACAAGAUUUAUUAAGCCCAUGUACGAUGUGCCCGAUGCAGAUUUUGAAGCUCUAUCCGCAGUCGAAGAAAAGAAAAUUGCAUUAAACCGCUUGUGGUCAGAUCUUUACUAUUGUGUUUCUGCCGUUGAGCAAAAGCCAGAUUUGUUGGGUGGAUUUUCAAAGAUUAUUCGUCAACAGAAGGACAUCCUCGAAGCCGCGCUACGGUCGGGUGUUGUAAAUACUCAGAACAGCAUCUUUGAAUGUUAUUACGGAGUACCUGCCCCGGCCAAUAUAACAGUUCUACCACCGCAACCUGUACACAACAAGGGAAGUGGCAAGAGAAUCAAAAGUGCAAAAGAGUUGAGCAUUGAACAAUCAAAGAAGAAUAAACGAAUGUGCAGAAAAUGUCAGCAACUUGGGUAUCAUGACAGUAGGAAUUGCCCUAAAAACAUUUCAGGGUGAUUGCAUUAGACUUUAUUUGUAAUGUUCUUAAUUUUAUUUCCUUUAUUCAAACUUUCAUUAUGCUCUCAAUACAUCGUGUGGGUUGAAUUAACAGCUUUGCAAUUG